Messenger RNA from Fusarium oxysporum Fo47, 668 nucleotides. RefSeq lists its product as uncharacterized. The record is from RefSeq and is a predicted model, not a curated record. The transcript has 4 exons. NCBI's taxonomy places the organism in Eukaryota, Fungi, Ascomycota, Sordariomycetes, Hypocreales, Nectriaceae. The coding region runs from base 21 to 668 and encodes 215 amino acids.
ACUACGAAUAGCAGCCCACAAUGGUAAACAACCAGCAGCAAUCUGCUGUCGCCCAGAAAGCAAACUGUACCGACUUACACAACCAGCAAGACCUGCGUGUACUACCUUUUUUCCAGCGACUUCAUCGAUUAUCUUGUCGGGGGGCGACCGCUCCCGCAAUCUUAGGCGUGCGCUGCUCAUACGGCAUCAAUGGAGCUCUGCUCCGACACCAAGUCGACCUAGAGACCUGGACCGCUCAUUACACAGGUUCGGGGCCGGAUUCCAAACAGCAGGCUCUGGCAGACAAAGAGUUCUUUGCGAGUCGAGAACGAUCUCCCAAGCCCGUGGUGCUAGGGCUUGACAAGGCAGACCAUGCUGUUCGCUAUGCCUUGGAUGCCGGCUUGAUCGACGCUGGUUGGAUAGAGGGUCUGGAGGUCAAGGAUCCCUCUCCGGAUCUACGCAAGGCACUGCAGGGUGUGAGUCUCAUAAUUUAUGCGGGCGGCGUCAUCGGUAGAUCAAGCAACCUCUGGGUCGCUAGCACUGUGAUUGGGACACCCUCCUAUGAAGAGAUAGCGACUGAAUUGACAGAGCACGGGCUUGUGACCGAGAGGCUUCCGGGCGUUGUGCUUCCAAAUCUGAUUGCGGAUCUCGGCGGUGUUCAGUUGACGGACGCUGAUGGCGUGGCUUGA